Messenger RNA from Closterium sp. NIES-65, 1596 nucleotides. The record is from the annotation of a GenBank genome assembly. Lineage: Eukaryota; Viridiplantae; Streptophyta; Zygnematophyceae; Desmidiales; Closteriaceae.
AUGGAAUAUGGGAGAAGGGGAUGGAAUCUGGGAGAAGGGGAUGGAAUCUGGGAGAAGGGGAUGGAAUCAGGGAGAAGGGGAAGGAAUCUGGGAGAAGGGGAUGGAAUCUGGGAGAAGGGGAUGGAAUCUGGGAGAAGGGGAUGGAAUCUGGGAGAAGGGGAUGGAAUCUGGGAGAAGGGGAUGGAAUCUGGGAGAAGGGGAUGGAAUUUGGAGAAGGGGAUGGAAUCUGGAGAAGGGGAUGGAAUCUGGGAGAAGGGGAUGGAAUCUGGGAGAAGGGGAUGGAAUCUGGGAGAAGGGGAAGGAAUCUGGGAGAAGGGGAUGGAAUCUGGGAGAAGGGGAUGGAAUCUGGGAGAAGGGGAUGGAAUCUGGGAGAAGGGGAUGGAAUCUGGGAGAAGGGGAUGGAAUCUGGGAGAAGGGGAUGGAAUCUGGGAGAAAGGGAUGGAGUCUAAGAGAAGGGGAUGGAAUUUGGGAGAAGGGGAUGGAAUCUGGGAGAAGGGGAUGGAAUCUGGGAGAAGGGGAUGGAAUAUGGGAGAAGGGGAUGGAAUCUGGGAGAAGGGGAUGGAAUCUGGGAGAAGGGGAUGGAAUCUGGCAGAAGGGGAUGGAAUCUGGGAGAAGGGGAUGGAAUCAGGGAUAAGGGGAUGGAAUCUGGGAGAAGUGGAUGGAAUCUGGGCGAAGGGGAUGGAAUCAGUGAGAAGGGGAUGGAAUCUGGGAGAAGGGGAUGGAAUCUGGGAGAAGGGGGCAAAUCUGGGAGAAGGAGAUGGAAUUUGGGAGAAGGGGAUAGAAUCUGGGAGAAGGGGAUGGAAUCUGGGAGAAGGGAGAAGGGGAUGGAAUCUGGGAGAAGGGGAUGGAAUCUGGGAGAAGGGAUGGAAUCAGGGAGAAGGGGAUGGAAUUAGGGAGAAGGGGAUGGAAUUGGGGAGAAGGGGAUGGAAUCAGGGAGAAGGGGAUGGAAUCUGGGAGAAGGGGAUGGAAUAUGGGAGAAGGGGAUGGAAUCUGGGAGAAGGGGAUGGAAUCUGGGAGAAGGGGAUGGAAUUUGGAGAAGGGGAUGGAAUCUGGAGAAGGGGAUGGAAUCUGGGAGAAGGGGAUGGAAUCUGGGAGAAGGGGAUGGAAUCUGGAAGAACGGGAUGGAAUCAGGGAGAAGGGAUGGAAUUUGGGAGAAGGGGAUGGAAUCUGGGAGAAGGGGAUGGAAUCUGGGAGAAGGGGAUGGAAUCUGGGAGAAGGGGAUGGAAUCAGGGAGAAGGGGAAGGAAUCUGGGAGAAGGGGAUGGAAUCUGGGAGAAGGGGAUGGAAUCUGGGAGAAGGUGAUGGAAUCUGGGAGAAGGGGAUGGAAUCUGGGAGAAGGGGAUGGAAUCUGGGAGAAGGGGAUGGAAUCUGGGAGAAGGGGAUGGAAUCUAGGAGAAGGGGAUGGGGUCUAAGAGAAGGGGAUGGAAUUUGGGAGAAGGGGAUGGAAUCUGGGAGAAGGGGAUGGAAUCUGGGAGAAGGGGAUGGAAUAUGGGAGAAGGGGAUGGAAUCUGGGAGAAGGGGAUGGAAUCUGGGAGAAGGGGAUGGAAUCUGGGAGAAGGGGAUGGAAUCUGGGAGAAGGGGAUGGAAUCGGGGAUAA